This is a messenger RNA of Medioppia subpectinata, 2412 nucleotides long. NCBI's taxonomy places the organism in Eukaryota, Metazoa, Arthropoda, Arachnida, Sarcoptiformes, Oppiidae. The record is from the annotation of a GenBank genome assembly.
GAUGCACUGUUUGUAAACAUUAGGCAAUGAUUUGACGAUUACUUCAAGUGUUGACUGAAUUGCGAAUACAUUUUGAUUACAAUUAUGGAUCACUUGGAAGAAGACAUCUUAACCACACUUAAGAUCCUUAUAAUCGGCGAAUCCUUUGUGGGAAAGUCGAGUUUGUUAUUGCGUUUCACUGAUGACACGUUCGCCACAGAAAUGCCCGCAACUAUUGGAAUGGACUUCAAGACGGCGCGUAUGGAAGUGGACUCAUCGGUGGUAAAGCUGGCCAUUUGGGAUACGGCCGGAUCCGAGCGCUUCCGAGCCCUUACGCCCAACUUCUAUCGCGGCUCUCACGGAGUGAUUCUCGUGUUUGAUGUGACCAAUAGAUCCACGUUUGAGAAGUUAGACAAUUGGCUGCAAGAAGUGGACGCUUACACGCAAUCGGAUGUCGUGAAGAUGUUAAUCGCCAAUAAAAUUGAUAAAGAUGGCCGAGUGGUGAGCCGUGAAGAGGGCGUUGAGUGGGCGCGAAGACAUCACACACUGUUCAUCGAAGCCAGCGCUAAGACUAAGGAAGGCGUCGAAUGCGCUUUCGAGGAAUUGGUCCAAAAGAUUAUCCAAACACCCGGUCUUUGGUCAGCGAAUGAAUCAAAUAUUCAAUUAUCAAAUCAAACGGAGGGAGAAAAGAGUUGGUGUCAGUCCUGGUACACGUUUACGGACCCGAAAAUUGUCUGCUAUUACAGCGCUUGGGCUGUAUAUCGAGAGAAACCUAUGGCUUACGAUAUUGAAGAUAUUCCGGCAAACCUUUGCACUCAUUUAAUCUACUCUUUUAUUGGUUUGGAUAAUAAGACAUACGAAUUAAGAAACAUUGAUCCCAUUUAUGACAUCGAAAAGAAGGGAUUCGAACGGUUUGUCGGUCUUCGCAAAAAUUACCCCAAACUUAAGAUAAUGAUAGCGAUUGGCGGAUGGGCUGAAGGGGGCAAACAGUACUCGGAAAUGGUUGCCGAUCCUAACAAAAGGGAGCGAUUCAUUCAACAAGUGGUCGAUUGGCUUAACAAAUAUAAUUACGAUGGCUUUGAUCUCGACUGGGAAUAUCCCGGAGCCGGUGAUAGACAGGGUUCCUAUUCUGACAAACAAAACUUCUUAGAACUCGUAAAGGAAUUAAGAGAAGAGUUUGAUAAACAAAGCCGUAAAUUACUGUUGACGGCAGCCGUUCCCGUCGCUAAGUUUCGGCUACAGGAAGGCUAUGAAGUAUACGAGUUGGCACAAUUGUUGGAUCAAAUCCAUUUGAUGACAUAUGAUCUUCGGGGCAGUUGGACAGGCUUUGCGGACGUCCACUCACCGCUAUACAAGCGACCCAUCGAUGAAUGGGCUUAUGAGAAGCUCAAUGUGAAUGACGGCACAAACUUAUGGCACACAAUGGGAGCCCCGAAACAUAAACUGAUUGUUGGCGUUCCCUUCUAUGGCCGGACCUAUACGUUGGGCGGUAAAGACAAUCACGGACUCAGAGCACCCAUUCAGAGGUGGAAUUCUAAUAAUGGAGGCGGAGAACCCGGACUAUAUACUAAUGCAUCAGGCUUUUUGGCUUAUUAUGAGAUAUGUGUGGAAACAAAUGCUGGCAAAUGGACCAAAGAGUUUGAUGACAUCGGGAAGUGUCCGUACGCUUAUCGGGACACCCAAUGGACUGGUUAUGAAGACGAGAAUAGUAUUGGCAUUAAAAUGGAUUUUAUUAAAAGCGAAGGCUAUGGCGGAGGAAUGAUUUGGGCCAUAGAUUUGGAUGAUUUCACGGGUGUUUGCGGCGGAAAGAAGAAUGCGUUGCUUAAUGUUAUGAACGAUAAACUAAAAGGCUAUCAAGUGUUAGUUCCCGAUCCGUCCAAACUGACCACAACGGCUAAACCGGGCAAUCAGUGGUGGCCGACCACCACAACAAAGAAAGCUAAGGUAACCAAACCAUCUGUAGUCUCCGAUACACCAACUGUGACGACAACUGUCAAACCCAAACCAACAAAGCCAUCGGUUGUGUCCAUUACACCAAACGUGACCACAGCUGUCAAACCCAUACCAAACAAACCAGCGGUUGUAUCCAUCACUGGUAGCACAACUCCAAACACCACUCCGAGCACUACUCCGAGCACUACUGCCAGCACUACGAGUAACACCACUCCUAUGAGUAGUACAAUUAACACAUCCACUGAAAGGCCAAAGCCAUCGACAGAAGCGGCGCCGACGUCUGUCACUGACAAAUGCGCGGAAGAAGGCGUUCAGUUUGUGGCCCACUCUAACUGUAAGCUAUAUUACUGGUGCGUUCACGGGAUGCCUGUGUUACAGACCUGUCCACCCGACACAAUAUGGGACACAACCAGUAAUAGAUGCGAGUGGUAUAACGCUAACAAAAAGGACUACACGUGUAAUAUUGAAAACCAAUUGUAA